AUGGAGCUACAGCCGGACACGAGCCACAAGGAGAACGUGCCCCCGAGGCUUGGGGCACCCCUGAGGCCAGAGCAACAGAGAUUCCGAAGGAGCCCGGGCGUCAGCCUGGGCAGUGGAUGUGGCCAGUGGGUGCCCAAGAGGGGGAGGCCUGCUGCCACACCCUCCCUGGGGGCAGUGCUGCACCAGGAGCCCUGCAGGGUCCAGACCAACCUUGCCAGCCCUGGUGCCCUCCUGGGCCUAGUCCUGAAGGACAGCAUGGGCCCACUGAUCAAGGCAAGCUUCUGGCAACAGAGUAACCUGCAGCCCGCAGCUGGGAGGCCCCGGGGCAAGGCCCGAGAGUUUGCCCAGCAGAGUAACCUGAGCAUAAGCGAGACCACCAGCCCCCGCCUCUGGCAGGAGCCUCGGGAAAGCUUGGGGCCCCACAUGCUGCCCUGCGGAAGUCCCCUACCCCAAGAGCCACUGGCUCGCCCAUCCCGCAGCCUGAUGCAGUCCAGGCUGCUGGCCACAGACACCCAGAGCCUGGACUUCAGGCCCGCUGCAGGCUUUGCCCCUCUCAAUGGGCGCACACAGCCAGGCCCCAGAUCCUGGCGUGGCCCGGGGAACUGGACCCCCAGGCUUGAGGGGGGACCCCUCACCCUGGAGGACCUGGCUGCCCCUGCCCAGAGCCAGGCUCGGGCCCCGUCCCACGCUGCCGUCCACCAGCUACUGGCCUCUGUACGACGCCUGGAGCAGGAGGCGGGCCGUCUCAAGUGCAGGGCGUCCCAGGAGUCCCCAGGUGCUGCUCAGUGGGACCCCUGGCCUAGCAGUGGCCAGGCACCCCAGCCCAGCCGGCCUGUUCUUGCCUUGUGUCAUGAGAGGAGGAAGAGACACCCCCGAGGCCACAGGGAAACUGCAGAUGGUCAGGCUGGUCUCUCAAACUCUUGGACACGCAGCAAGCCAGCCUUGCCGGAGACCACUUUGGGGAUGCUGCCUGGAGAUCUUGACCCUGAGCAGGGGCCCCUUCCUGCCCACCCCCUAUGGCCUGGGGAGGACUUCUCCCCGGAGCCUGUGUGUGGCAGGGCGCAGAGGGGCCACCCCCGUCUCCCUCAAGGGGUGAGGAGCAGGGAGGCCACACCCUGCUCUUCAGCCUUCUCUAGCGCAGCCCGGGGGGGCCUACCUAGAUGGAAAGGAGAGGAGGGGGCCCCAAGGGAGCUGGCCAGCAGGAAGGAGGAGAGGACGGCUUCCUGUCUACCAGACAUAGUCCCAGCCAGGAGCACCCCGCAGAACCAGGCCCCAAACAUUGUGGCUCUGGAAGCGGAGGCAGCCCGCCGGCAGCUGCUGUCCAGAUGUCUCAGAGCCUGGAGGCACUUGGCGCGGAGACGGCGGGCCGUGGCAGUCGCGGUGGCACUGGGCCGCCGGCAGCUGUUGCGAAAGGGCCUUCAGGCACUGCGGUGGGCCCUGUGGCUCCGGGAGGCCCGGCUGGAGGCAGCGUGGGGACAAUACACGAAGGCCCUGCUGGCCUGGAGCUUCCGAAAGUGGAGAAACCUGGCUCUGCAACGGGAGCAGGGGAAGCAUCCCAUCCAGGCUGGGUCAGGACUCCCACCCUCCAGGGGGGGCCAGGGCCAGGGCCCCUCCUUGGGAAGGAAGGCAGUAGUGGACCCUGCCCAGAGGAGCAGCUUCACCCUUAGCCCAGGGAGUCCGAGGGAGGCGGAGAGAGCCCCGUGCAUUCGGUCCCAUCCUGGGCAGAGACCAGACGGUGAAGACGGGAAAGUCCAGACGCUGCAGGCCCUGCAGCAACUAGCUGUCUUCCUCCUGUGGUGCCAUCAGAAGGAACAGGCCAGGAAGGAUAGGAGUGUCCCAGGGGAGGCCACCGGGGCCACCCAGAAGACCUGGAGGACAGGGAGGCCCCCCCCAGCCUGGCACUGUCACGCUACACACGCAGCCCGUGUGGACCCCCAGCACCAGAGAGCCUGGCUGUGCAGGUGCUUUGGGGCCUGGCAGCGGUUCGUGCAAAGAGGGUCCCGGUACCGGAACCACCUGGCCGACCGCCAAGCGGGGAUCCUGAGGACAUGCCUGGGACGGUGGGUGCAGAUGAAACAGCUCCGGGUCUCAGAUGGGGCAAAGGUGACCCAGCUGUCCCUGUGCCUGCAGAAGUCAGGGCUCAUGGUCCUCUGCAGCUCAGGCCCUGGAGCCACCAAGGUGCAUGGCUUGGGGGCAGUGGCCCAGGCGCAGAGGCUGUCCCAGGAGCAAGGCCGGGGCUCCCUGCAGGAAGCCUGCCAGAGACUGGCCCUCCACCGGGUGAUGCUGCUCUGGAGGACGCGGCUCUCCCAGCGCCAGCGGGCCGACUCCUUCUUCCAGAGCGUGCGGCACCGGAUUAUGCGGCGCAUACUGAGGCGGUGGCGCUUGAGGGCGUGGGGCCCGGGCACCCCGUCAGGCUGUGCCAGGAUCGCCUUGGUCCUGGAGCCACCGGGCAGCGUCCUGCCAGGGCAGGCCUCGCUGGGCUGCAGCACACCCUGCAGCUCACUGGAGAAGGUGAGGGGUGGGCAGCAGCAGGGGCUGUGCCUUCUGCUUUGGCAGGUGCCGGCCCAGCAGUGCCGGGGCGCAGUGAGGUGGUGCCAGCGCACCCUCCAGAGGCGUGUCCUCCUCAGCUGGAGCCACUGGGUCACAGCCCAAGCGGACAGGAGAAAGCUGGCUGCCCGCUGGGCCUGGGGUCGGAGCUGCAGGGCUGCGCUGGGCCUGUGGCGGCGGCGGCUGGGGCAGUGGCAGGAGGCGGAGCGGCGGGCUCAGGAGCGGGGCUGGCGACUGGCGCGUGACGCCCUGCGCUGCUGGCACUCUUGCUGGCAGAGGCAGCAGUUCCUGCGUGAAAAGCAGCAGAGGUGGGUGCAGGUCCGCCUCCAGGGCCUGCGGAGGGCUGUGUUCCGGGUCUGGCAACAGGCGAUGCUUCAUCGGAGACACAUGGUGGCCCAGCCAGAGCCACUGCUACUGCAGAGCUACUUCCAGGCCUGGCGUGAGGUUGCGAGAGACCCAGGGGCGCCCCAGGCCCAGCAUCGAGACUUCCAGGAUGGCCUGAGGAAAAGGGCACUGGCGGCCACACGUCCCACGUGGCGGGAAGCCCCAGCGGCGGCAGUCCGGGCACAGGAGCAGCUUGUGGCCCAGGCCUCCCUCGCCCGCUGGAGAAGCCGCGCGCAGCGGGGCCGGGCAGACAGGCAGCUGAGGUGGGCCCGGGCCCGGCAGGCCUUCGGAGCAUGGCAAGUGGCCCUGGGCCUGCGCCGUGGGGCCCAGCAGCUGGCAGAAUGGAGAGCUGGGGCCCGGAUGGCCCUGUGCUGGACCCCGGGGGUGUGCCAGUCCCACCUUGGCCAGGCCAGCGGAGCACACACUGCCCGGAAGCCGAGUGCCCGGGUUCUAGAGGCCUGGGCCCAGUUGAUGGCCCAGGGCCGUGUCCAGCGAGCUGCUGUCACCCAGCUCCAGCAGGCUGGGCUCAGGCGCCUCCUGCAGAUCCACUGGGCGCAGUGGUGGACAGCGUUGCUCAGAGUGCGUCAGGGCCGGCGGGCUGAGGCCCAGGAAGCUAGCACGGUCUGCUCCAGGCCCCAGGCCAACCUUAUGCACUGGCCCAGGAUGGCCAGCAGGGGGCACCUCCUGCUGCGGCUGGACACCCCAGCCCCUUGGAAGCAGGUGAGCGGCGGCCCAGUGUGCACGUGCCCAGGCAGCGCACCUGGUGACACAUGCAGGUAUCAGGCCAUCUUGUGGUGGCACAGAGGCCCCUUGGAGGGCCCCUUCUGUGUAGAGUACCAGCCGGGGGCUUGGACUCUGGAGUCCGACCACUUCCAGGAGGCACAGGGCAGGGCAGGAAAAGACAACCCCCACCCCCUGGCCUGGGCCCCAGGAGGCCCAAGCCUGCUGCAUGCAGGUUUUCCUCUCUGGCUGUUCCCUCAGACCCACAGCUGCUGGACACAGGCCAGAGGGCCAGUGCUGCCUGGGCCAGCACUGCAGCACAGCCUUGGUGGACAGAGGACACAAAGGGAAACGUCCUGGGCUCAGAGUAAGGAGACCUUGCCUCGGGUGACAAGUGCAGGGGUGAGGCGUCACCAGCCCUCAGGGGUCUAGAGUCAGCCCCUUAGCAAAUUGGUCUUCUGGGUAUUUACUCUUUUCCCCACCCAUUUCCUCUUAAGCAGCUGUUUUGAGAAAACACUUGGUUUUCCUGUCCCACCCUGUCAGUUUUGUUUGGGCAGCAGCCCGGAGCCAUGGGAGGCUGAGAUGUGGGGACUCGGGGGCGCCAUGCUUAGCUCUACACCUUCGUCGACCCUCUUUGUUGCUCUCAGCUUCUAGGCGCAUGCCAAGGCACAAGCCGCCUUGCUGGACCAAUGUGUUAACCUCUUCUGACUCCACUCCCCUUUCCAGGCUGGCUGCAGUGGCCUGGCUGUAGCUGGGCCCUAGGCCCGCCCCCGACGGGAU
This is a messenger RNA of Propithecus coquereli (Coquerel's sifaka), 4431 nucleotides long. It is a transcript of the gene CUNH1orf167, whose product is annotated as chromosome unknown open reading frame, human C1orf167. The record is from RefSeq and is a predicted model, not a curated record. The coding region runs from base 1 to 4083 and encodes 1360 amino acids. NCBI's taxonomy places the organism in Eukaryota, Metazoa, Chordata, Mammalia, Primates, Indriidae. The transcript has 17 exons.